Molecule: messenger RNA, 933 nt
Organism: Plasmodium cynomolgi strain B
Lineage: Eukaryota; Apicomplexa; Aconoidasida; Haemosporida; Plasmodiidae
Product: tryptophan-rich antigen
Exons: 2
Coding region: 1-933 (310 amino acids)
Source: RefSeq, a predicted model, not a curated record
AUGGAAUUGAAGAGGAACAAUAACGCAUUGACCUCAGAAAGGUCAUCUUCUCGAACCAGAUCCACAAGGAGCUACAAAAAUGUCCCAAAAAAUUCCACUUCACUCCUUUCGCGUUUAUCUAUUCUGAUAUUUGUCUUAUCAUGUGCUGUUCUUGCGGCAGCUAAUAGACCAAGAACGAAUGGCUUUGUGUCACCUACUUUAAUAGGAUUGGGCGAAUUAACCAUUCAAGAAUCAGAAGAAUUCAAAAGAAUGGCUUGGAAUAAUUGGAUGUUGCGAUUGGAGUCCGACUGGAAACAUUUUAACGAUUCUGUUGGAGAAGCCAGAACAAAAUGGCUUCAGGAAAGAGACACAGCUUGGUCUGAUUGGCUUCGAUCUUUGCAAAGUGAAUGGUCUCACUAUAGUGAAAAAAUGCUUAAAGAUCACAAAAGUAAUGUUAUGGAAAUAUCAGCCAAUUGGAAUGACGCGCAAUGGGGAAAUUGGAUAAAUACUGAAGGAAGAAAAAUUCUAGAAGCCCAAUGGGAAAUAUGGAUUAAAAAAGCUGAUAAUGAAUUACAAAAAUUAAUUUUAGAUAAAUGGAUUCAAUGGAAAAAUGAUAAGAUCCGAUCCUGGUUAUCCAGUGAAUGGAAAACCGAAGAAGAUUACUACUGGGCAAAUAUACAGCGCUCUUCAACGGCAAAAUGGUUACAAGAAGCAGAGAGACACAAUUGGCUUAGAUGGAGAGAAAGAAUUAACAGAGAGUCUGAACAAUGGGUGAACUGGGUCCAAAUGAAAGAAAGCGUUUACAUCAAUGAAGAAUGGAAAAAAUGGCCCAAAUGGAAAAAUGACAAAAAAAUUCUAUUUAACAAAUGGUCAACUAACCUUGUCUACAAAUGGACACUGAAAAAGCAGUGGAACGUUUGGAUUAAAGAAGCUAAUAAUAAAAACACAGUUUAG